CUGCUGCUUCCCGCCAGAAACGUCAGGCCUCGCAGCUUUAACCCCUGAAAACACUUCGAACAAUCUAAUCCUCUAGUUCUCUAAACAAGCCUGUAUACACCGCCCGCCCACCACCUCCUCUCUAUGUAUUGGUUGGCCACUCGAAACGGCGUCGUUGCUCUCCCUCGCUGCCGUCCUCUCGCUCUUCUUCUCCGCCCUCCUCCUCGUAGAUGCACCUCCGUCGCCCCCUCUCCGAUACUCAUUGGACAGUUUCGGAGGAUUCUUUGUUUCAAAGAACAAAAAGUUUUACGGGGAAGCAGGAAAACUACCAAGAAACUCAGUGCCUUGUCUAAUUAUGUGGAUGAAAGAGCUGUUUCUAACAUACUGUGGUGGAAGGAGAGGAUGCAGAUGUGCAGGAAGCCUUCAACUGUCCAGCUGGUGAAAAGGCUAGAUUAUUCUAAUUUGCUAGGCUUGGAUGUCAACUUAAAAAAUGGGAGUCUGAAAGAGGGAACGCUCAAUUGGGAGAUCUUGCAGUUCAAGUCAAAGUUUCCACAUGAAGUUUUGCUCUGCAGGGUUGGUGACUUUUACGAAGCCUUAGGAAUAGAUGCUUGUGUAUUGGUUGAAUAUGCAGGUCUGAAUCCUUUUGGGGGUCUGCGUUCAGAUAGUAUCCCAAGAGCUGGAUGCCCAGUUGUGAAUCUUCGGCAAACUCUAGAUGAUCUGACACGGAAUGGGUUUUCAGUGUGCAUAGUGGAAGAAGUUCAGGGUCCAACACAAGCGCGUUCCCGUAAAGGUCGUUUUAUAUCUGGGCAUGCACAUCCUGGUAGUCCUUAUGUUUUCGGGCUUGUUGGGGUUGAUCACGAUCUUGACUUUCCAGAACCAAUGCCUGUAGUUGGAAUAUCUCGUUCGGCAAGAGGUUAUUGCAUCAAUUUUGUACUGGAAACCAUGAAAACUUAUUCGUCAGAGGAUGGUUUGACUGAAGAAGCCUUGGUUGCUAAGCUCCGUACUAGUCGGUACCACCAUUUAUUCCUGCAUACAUCAUUGAGGAACAAUUUCUCAGGCACCUGUCGUUGGGGUGAAUUUGGUGAGGGUGGCCUUCUAUGGGGAGAGUGUAGUGGUAGGCAUUUUGAAUGGUUUGAAGGCAAUCCUGUGUCUGAGCUUUUGUCUAAGGUUAAAGAUUUAUAUGGCCUUGAUAAUGAAGUCGCAUUUAGGAAUGUCACUGUGUCUUCAGAAAACAGACCCCACCCUUUAUCCCUAGGAACGGCUACUCAAAUUGGUGCCAUACCAACGGAGGGAAUUCCUUGUUUGUUGAAGGUGUUGCUUCCUUCAAACUGCUCAGGCCUACCUGCCCUGUAUGUUAGAGAUCUUCUUCUUAAUCCUCCUUCUUAUGAUAUAUCUUCCACAAUUCAAGCAACAUGCAGGCUUAUGAGCAGCAUUACUUGCUCAAUUCCUGAGUUUACUUGUGUUUCACCUGCAAAGCUGGUGAAACUUCUGGAACUCAGGGAGGCCAAUCAUAUAGAGUUUUGCAGAAUUAAAAAUGUUCUCGAUGAAAUACUGCACAUGCAUAAAAAUCCUGAGCUGGGUAAGAUUUUGAAGUUGUUGAUGGAUCCUACAUGGGUGGCGACUGGGCUGAAAAUUGAGUUCGAGACAUUCGUUAAUGAAUGUGAAAGUGCUUCUGAGAGAAUUGGUGAAAUGAUCUCACUAGAUGGUGAACAUGAUCAAAACCUUAGUUCCUUUCCUGUUGUUCCUAGUGAUUUUUUUGAGGAUAUGGAGUCUUCUUGGAAAGGUCGUAUAAAGAGAAUCCACAUAGAGGAGGCAUUUGCAGAAGUGGAGAAGGCUGCUGAGGCGUUAUCCCUAGCAGUCACUGAAGAUUUCAUGCCCAUUGUAACUAGAAUAAAGGCUACCACAGCUCCACUUGGAGGCCCGAAGGGAGAAAUAUUAUAUGCAAGGGAACAUGAAGCUGUUUGGUUUAAGGGAAAACGAUUUGCUCCUGCUGUUUGGGCCGGCACCCCUGGGGAAGAACAAAUCAAGCAGCUUAAACCUGCUAUAGAUUCCAAAGGUAGAAAGGUUGGAGAAGAGUGGUUUACUACAAUGAAAGUGGAGGAUGCUUUAACUAGGUACCAUGAAGCAGGUGCAAAAGCAAAGACAAAGGUUUUGGAAUUGUUGAGAGAACUUUCUUCUGACUUACAAGCAAAGAUCAAUAUCCUUGUCUUUGCCUCAAUGCUUCUAGUUAUUGCAAAAGCAUUAUUUGCUCAUGUGAGUGAGAUAAGGUCUGGAGGUUGUUGUACUGGAUUUGUGUUCACUGAACUAGAAAAUUGCAGUGAAGGGAGAAGAAGGAAAUGGGUUUUUCCUGCCCUUGGAGAGUCCAGUUGGUCUGAGACUGUGGAACCAGUGAGGGGAGGAAAUAGAAUGGAGAUAGUUGGUCUAUCACCAUACUGGUUGGAUGUAGCAGAAGGCAGCGCUGUAAAUAACACUGUGGAUAUGCAAUCGUUGUUUCUUUUAACUGGGCCCAAUGGUGGUGGUAAAUCAAGUCUGCUACGAUCAAUUUGUGCUGCUGCAUUACUUGGAGUUUGUGGGUUUAUGGUGCCUGCACAGUCUGCCUCGAUUCCUUAUUUUAAUUCUAUUAUGCUUCACAUGAAAUCUUAUGACAGCCCCGCUGAUGGGAAAAGUUCCUUUCAGGUGGAAAUGGCAGAAAUUCGGUCUAUUGUUUCUGCAGCCACUAAAAGAAGCCUUGUACUUGUAGAUGAAAUUUGUCGAGGAACAGAAACAGCUAAGGGAACAUGUAUUGCCGGUAGUAUUGUUGAAACUCUUGAUACAAUUGGAUGUCUAGGUAUCAUAUCCACUCAUUUGCACGGGGUAUUUAGCUUGCCACUAAAUACAAAAAAUACGGUGCACAAAGCAAUGGGAACUAUAUAUGUUGAUGGACAACCAAAACCAACCUGGAAAUUGAUGGAUGGCAUAUGUAGAGAAAGCCUUGCAUUUGAAACAGCCAAGAAGGAAGGAAUUCCUGAAACAAUAAUUGAAAGAGCUCAAGGUCUGUACCGUUCAGUUUAUGUGACUGAGGUAAUUGGAGGCAAGAUUGACUCAAAACUAGUAGAGUUCUGUUCCAUGGGUUUCAAUAAUUUUGAUAGGUCUCAGUCUCAAUCAAGUAGUGCUAGAGUUCAAAUUCUCGAGGGGACCAGUUCAGUGAACAGUAUGGAGGUCUUACAGAAGGAGGUUGAGAGUGCAAUCACCUUGAUUUGCCAAAAGAAGCUGAUUGAGCUUGGCAAUGAAAGAACAUCACAACUUACUGAUAUACAGUGUAUUCCAAUUCAUGUCAGGGAACAGCCACCUCCAUCAACCGUAGGUGCUUCAUGUGUAUAUGUGAUUUUCAGACCCGACAGGAAACUAUAUGUUGGACAGACCGAUGAUUUGGAGGGUCGAGUGCGCAAACAUCGUUCAAAGGAAGGAAUGCAAAAGGCUAAUUUCCUUUAUUUCAUUGUCCCCGGGAAGAGCUUGGCUUGCCAAUUGGAGACUCUUCUCAUCAACCAGCUCCCCAAUCAAGGGUUUCAUCUCAGUAAUGUAGCCGAUGGUAAACAUAGGAAUUUUGGCACAUCCGACAUUUCCUUGGAAGGUGUGACCAUUUGUCCAUAAACCUUCACCUGUUUCUUAUUCGUACAUUGAACUUCUGGCGUACGUUAAAGGCAAGAGAUGGUUAUCGUUUCUGCAAUCUGUAUAUGUAUCCAAUUGUAGUCCUGGCUGCAACAAUUUUGUUUUUGCACUGUUGGUCCACUUAGCAAGUUUACCUCCCCAGCAGAUGAUGAGUGCAUGAAACCUUCUCGCAACUGAGAAUGGAUCAUUUGUUCAAUUUUCAGUU
This is a messenger RNA of Argentina anserina (silverweed cinquefoil), 3832 nucleotides long. RefSeq names its product DNA mismatch repair protein MSH1, mitochondrial. Bases 124 to 3609 code for a protein of 1161 amino acids. Gene Ontology annotation, biological process: mismatch repair. The transcript has 23 exons. Lineage: Eukaryota; Viridiplantae; Streptophyta; Magnoliopsida; Rosales; Rosaceae. Gene Ontology annotation, molecular function: ATP binding; mismatched DNA binding. The record is from RefSeq and is a predicted model, not a curated record.